Messenger RNA from Pipistrellus nathusii (Nathusius's pipistrelle), 4329 nucleotides. The record is from the annotation of a GenBank genome assembly. Lineage: Eukaryota; Metazoa; Chordata; Mammalia; Chiroptera; Vespertilionidae.
AUGCCUAAACUCCUACAAAGCAUUGUCUCUGUCAUCGAAGUUUUCUAUCAAUAUGCCACCAAUGAUGAGGAGUGUGCCAUGUUGAACAAGGGAGAAAUGAAAGUAUUUUUGGAAAAUGAAUUCCAUCAAAUUAUGAAGAACCCAGAUGAUCCAGAAACUGUAGAUAUCAUCAUGCAAAGUCUGGAUCGAGACCAUAACAAGAAAGUGGACUUUACUGAGUAUCUUCUGAUGAUAUUCCAGCUGGCUCAGGCUUGUAAUAAAAUCAUCGGCAAAGAUUACUGCCAAGCUUCAGGGUCAAAGCAAAGAGAUCACAGUCACCAGCACCAAGAGGAACAUAGUGAAACAGAAAAGAACAAUGGGGAAGAAUCGUCUUCCAGCCAUUCAAAGUGGAGUGCAGGAGAGAAUGAUUCCUAUUCCAGGAGCUCCAGGCCUCAAUCCAGCUCCAGAAGAAUUGGGCAUGAAGGAGGUUCAUCUAAUUUGGGACACAGGCAUAGCUCUGGGGAAAGAUGGAGAGAGUCAAACUCGGGCCACUUCAAGAAUAUUAAGAAAAAUAAGUAUGGCUCUCAUCAGAAAGAAAGGUCUGCGAGUGACGAAGAUGGUCACACUCAGUCAAAUAACUAUAGAAAAAGAUCACACUCAGCAAAUCAGUCAGGAGGUUAUGGAGAACAAGGGCAUGUUUCCCACUCAGAGGAUCGGUCUUUCAGUUCUGACCAACGUGGGUCUCAGUCAAAUGAAUCUUUAGGAAAUAGACAACAUGAGAAUUCAAGUCAACAUCAUGGAUUCAGCUCAGGGAGUUGUGGAGGACAAGACAACUGGUCAAGUUCAAAUGAGCCCAUUGGUUAUGGUCAUGGGUCAGGCUCAGGUCAGUCUUCUAGCUAUGGCCAACAUGGAUCAGGAUUAGGCCAGGCUUCCAGCUAUGGACAACAUGGGUCUGAAUCAGGUCAAACCUCCGGCUAUGGCCGACACAGGUCUGGUUCAAGUCAAUCUUCUAGCCAUAGCCAACAUAAGUAUGGAUCAGGUCAAUCUUCUGGCUAUGGCCGACAUAGAUAUGGAUCAGGUCAAUCUUCUGGCUCUGGACAACACAGACAUAGCUCAGGUCAAUCUUCUGGCUUUGGACAACAUGGAUCUGGAUCAGGUCAAUCCUCUAGUUAUGGUCAACAUGGUUCUGGCUCAGGUCAGUCUUCUAGCUAUGGCCAACACGGUUCUGGCUCAGGUCAGUCUUCUAGUUGUGGUCAACACGGUUCUGGCUCAGGUCAGUCUUCUAGCUAUGGCCAACAUGGGUAUGGCUCAGGUCAGUCUUCUAGCUAUGGCCAACACGGUUCUGGCUCAGGUCAGUCUUCUAGCUAUGGUCAACAUGAGCAUGGCUCAGGUCAGUCUUCUAGCUAUGGUCAACACGGUUCUGGCUUGGAUCAGUCUUCUAGCUGUGGUCAACAUGGUUCUGGCUCAGGUCAGUCUUCUAGCUAUGGCCAACAUGGGUAUGGCUCAGGUCAGUCUUCUAGCUAUGGUCAACAUGAGUAUGGCUCAGGUCAGUCUUCUAGCUAUGGUCAACACGGUUCUGGCUCAGGUCAGUCUUCUAGCUAUGGUCAACACGGUUCUGGCUCAGGUCAGUCUUCUAGCUAUGGUCAACACGGUUCUGGCUCAGGUCAGUCUUCUAGCUAUGGUCAACGUGGAUCUGAAUCAGGUCAAACCUCUGGCUAUUGCCGACACAGGUCUGGCUCAAGUCAAUCUUCUAGCUAUGGCCGACACAGGUCUGGUUCAAGUCAAUCUUCUAGCCAUAGCCAACGUAAGUAUGGAUCAGGUCAAUCUUCUGGCUUUGGCCGACAUAGAUAUGGAUCAGGUCAAUCCUCUGGCUCUGGACAACACAGACAUAGCUCAGGUCAAUCUUCUGGCUUUGGACAACAUGGAUCUGGAUCAGGUCAAUCCUCUAGUUAUAGUCAACAUGGGUAUGGCUCAGGUCAGUCUUCUAGCUAUGGUCAACAUGGUUCUGGCUCGGGUCAGUCUUCUAGCUAUGGCCAACAUGGGUAUGGCUCAGGUCAGUCUUCUAGCUAUGGCCAACACGGUUCUGGCUCAGGUCAGUCUUCUAGCUAUGGUCAACAUGAGCAUGGCUCAGGUCAGUCUUCUAGCUAUGGUCAACACGGUUCUGGCUUGGAUCAGUCUUCUAGCUGUGGUCAACAUGGUUCUGGCUCAGGUCAGUCUUCUAGCUAUGGCCAACAUGGUUCUGGCUCAGGUCAGUCUUCUAGCUAUGGUCAACAUGAGUAUGGCUCAGGUCAGUCUUCUAGCUAUGGUCAACACGGUUCUGGCUCAGGUCAGUCUUCUAGCUAUGGUCAACACGGUUCUGGCUCAGGUCAGUCUUCUAGCUAUGGUCAACACGGUUCUGGCUCAGGUCAGUCUUCUAGCUAUGGACAACGUGGAUCUGAAUCAGGUCAAACCUCUGGCUAUGGCCGACACAGGUCUGGCUCAAGUCAAUCUUCUAGCUAUGGCCGACACAGGUCUGGUUCAAGUCAAUCUUCUAGCCAUAGCCAACGUAAGUAUGGAUCAGGUCAAUCUUCUGGCUUUGGCCGACAUAGAUAUGGAUCAGGUCAAUCCUCUGGCUCUGGACAACACAGACAUAGCUCAGGUCAAUCUUCUGGCUUUGGACAACAUGGAUCUGGAUCAGGUCAAUCCUCUAGUUAUAGUCAACAUGGGUAUGGCUCAGGUCAGUCUUCUAGCUAUGGUCAACAUGGUUCUGGCUCGGGUCAGUCUUCUAGCUAUGGUCAACACGGUUCUGGCUCAGGUCAGUCUUCUAGCUAUGGUCAACAUGGUUCUGGCUCAGGUCAGUCUUCUAGCUAUGGUCAACAUGAGCAUGGCUCAGGUCAGUCUUCUAGCUAUGGCCAACACGGUUCUGGCUCAGGUCAGUCUUCUAGCUAUGGUCAACAGGGUUCUGGCUCAGGUCAGUCUUCUAGCUAUGGCCAACAUGGGUAUGGCUCAGGUCAGUCUUCUAGCUAUGGCCAACACAGUUCUGGCUCAGGUCAGUGUUCUAGCUAUGGCCAACAUGGGUAUGGCUCAGGUCAGUCUUCUAGCUGUGGUCAACAUGGUUCUGGCUCAGGUCAGUCUUCUAGCUAUGGCCAACAUGGGUAUGGCUCAGGUCAGUCUUCUAGCUAUGGUCAACAUGGUUCUGGCUCAGGUCAGUCUUCUAGCUAUGGUCAACACGGUUCUGGCUCAGGUCAGUCUUCUAGCUAUGGCCAACAUGGGUAUGGCUCAGGUCAGUCUUCUAGCUAUGGCCAACACGGUUCUGGCUCAGGUCAGUCUUCUAGCUAUGGCCAACAUGGGUAUGGCUCAGGUCAGUCUUCUAGCUGUGGUCAACAUGGUUCUGGCUCAGGUCAGUCUUCUAGCUGUGGUCAACAUGGUUAUGGCUCAGGUCAGUCUUCUAGCUAUGGUCAACAUGGUUCUGGCUCAGGUCAGUCUUCUAGCUGUGGUCAACAUGGUUCUGGCUCAGGUCAGUCUUCUAGCUAUGGUCAACAUGAGUAUGGCUCAGGUCAAUCUUCUAGUUGUGGUCAACAUGGUUCUGGCUCAGGUCAGCCUUAUAGCCAAUCUGGAUGUGGAUGGAGUCAGCCUUCUAGCUGUGGCCAACACAGAUAUGCCUCUCAACAUAUUCAACAUGGAUGUGGCUCGGGUCUAUGUUCUAGCUCUAAACAAUCUGGGUUUGCAUCUGGUCAGUAUUCUGGCACUGGACAAUAUGGGUCUGGCUCAUCUCAUUCAUCUAGCUCUGAACAAUGUGGCUUUGGAUCUGGUCAGUAUUCUGGCACUGAACAAUCUGGGUUUGGUUCAUCUCACUCAUCUAGCUCUGAACAAUAUGAUUUGGGAUCUGGUCAGUAUUCUGACACAGAACAAUAUGGUUAUGGCUCAUGUCAUUCACCUUGCCCUAAACAAUGUGGCUCUGGGUCUACUUGGUGUCCUAGCUAUGAGCAACAUGAAUUACAAGGAAGAUGUGAGUCAAUUUCAAGUGGUACUCAUGAUGAGGACAGUAAAUCCUCAACCCCCAAUCAAUCAAGAAGAAAUAGCCAGGAAUGGUCAGGGUACAAUGAAGAAGAAAAAAGUAGUGAGUCUGAUAGAUAUGAGAGUAUUCAUGGACAAAGACAAGUAGAAAGCUCCUUGAGUUGUGGCUUUGGACAACCUAGAGGCAACACACCCAAUUUAGUAUUAAUGUCCAAGGAGGAUAAUAGACAAGAUGGCUAUUAUUAUUAUCAGACAGAAGGCAAUAACUGUGGAGAUGGAAGAACCAACUCAAGUUCCCACAGUUUCAGUAGCAGCACUCCACUCUAUAAAUACGUCCAAGAACACAGGUGUUAA